This is a messenger RNA of Triticum dicoccoides, 1821 nucleotides long. RefSeq names its product zinc finger BED domain-containing protein RICESLEEPER 1-like. The transcript has 6 exons. Gene Ontology annotation, molecular function: DNA binding; protein dimerization activity. Lineage: Eukaryota; Viridiplantae; Streptophyta; Magnoliopsida; Poales; Poaceae. Bases 579 to 1520 code for a protein of 313 amino acids. The record is from RefSeq and is a predicted model, not a curated record.
UCCCCUCGUUCCAUUCCCAUCCUUGCUCGAUUCGGCAGCGCCUCCUCCUCUGUUCUGAAUCCUCUGUUCGAUCCCUAACCCUAACCCUAAGGCGACGGCGCCGUUGCCCGCAGCCUCUCCCUUCACCGACGGCGCCGUUGCCCGCGGCCUCUCCCUUCACCGACGGCGCCAUCUCGUCCGAGUCCGAGCUGGAGGAGCACGUGUACAUCGGGGAGGAAGCAGGGCCAGCACGCCGUGGGGAGGCAGCAAGGCCAGCACGCCGUGGGGAGGCAGCAAGGCCAGCACGCCGUCGGUCCGUCCUUCCCUGGUUCCUCACCGAGCGCCACGAAGAGGAAGAGAUAUUAUGUGCUGUUUUUUGUGCACACAUCCGUUGUUGUGCACACAUCCUCAACUUGGUCGUGCAAGAUGGGACAGCGAUCUUAGAUAAUUUGAUAAACAACUUGAAAGAGACGGUGAAGUACUUCAAGAGGUCACCUUCUCGUCUCCAUGCUUUUGUUGCCACUUGCAAAAGCUUGGGUGUCAAAGUUGGUAAUCAUUUACACUUGGAUUGUAAAACAAGGUGGAGUUCAACCUUUAAGAUGAUUAGCACUGCCCGUGGAUAUAAGGAAGCCUUGACCUCUCAUGCUGGUUCGAAUGCCAACUAUGCUUGGGCGCCGACAAACGCAGAGUGGGACAUGUAUGACCUUAUCUCUCCAUUACUUGAGAGUUUGGCUGAGGUGACAAAAGCAUUUUCAGGAAGCUUAUAUCCCACUUCGAACAUCUUCUACCCAUACAUUGUUGGUGUCAAGCUUGCAAUCAAACAUGCAAUGGCUAGUGACAGUGACCACUACAAGGAAAUGGGUGAAGCAAUGUUGGAGAAGUUUGACAAAUAUUGGGAAGAAAAGAAUAAUGCCAUGGUGAUCGCAACCAUCUUUGAUCCUAGGUACAAGAUGGGUUACAUAGAGUGGGACUUUGGAGAACUAUAUGGAGAAGGAAGUACGAGGUUUAGGAUUGAGAUCAAAACUGUGGAGAAAGAGUUGGCAGCCUUGUAUGACAAAUGUGUUGCUCAAAAUAAGCGAGCUGGAAAUGGAGAAAGCUCAUCUUCCUCUACAAACAUUCCUAGUAUCCCGGUUCAAGCUGGGUACGAGUCCUUCUUAUCGUCCCGUUUAACAAGAAUAUCAAAGAGUGAGUUCAGGAACUACUUAGAGGAUGAGGUUGCCCCUCGCAACAAGGCUCUUGAUCUUCUUGGUUGGUGGAAAGAGAAUGCUCCAAGGUACCCAAUGUUGGCCAAGAUAGCCAAGAGGUUCAUUACUAUCCCGGCUACCUCCAUGUCUUCGGAAUCUACCUUCAGCACGACCGGAAGGAUUUUAGAUGACUAUAGGAGUUCGUUAAAACCGGUUAUGGUGGAGGCAUUAGUUUGUGGUGCAAGUUAUAUCAAGGGUGCUCAUGUUGACUUGAAUCUGGUGCCGAGGGAUGAGAAUGAAGAGGAUGAUGUUGAUAACAUCAAGUUACCCACUGUGGUGGAGGAGAUCAACGAUUGACAUUCAUCAUGUGGAUGUUGAUCUUGCUAUUUUGGAGAUGAAUGUCAAAGUGAUCUUUCUCAUGUGAAGGCUACUUUUGCAUUUCUGUUAUGUUUGUCAUGAACUAUGAAUUGUCACUGCUAGCUUGGAGAUGAACCUCUCAUUUGAGUUAUGUUCAACUUGUCAAUUGCCAUGGACUUGGAAUUGUUAUUGCAAGUUUGUAAUCGUGUCGUUCAAUGAUGAUAAGACCUUAUGUUUGUGGAUGUGAUAUUUGUGCUUAACCUGAUUUGUGCCAUCUUUCGUGUCAAAAUCAGUUUGUGGA